AUGGCCAGAGCUGCUUCCACCACUAAGACCACCAAGGCUACAACUGCCGCUAAAAAACCUGAACAUCCUCCAUAUGCUGAAUUGAUUAAAACUGGUAUUUUAUCAUUAAAAGAUCGUAAUGGUUCAUCUCGUCAAGCUUUGAAAAAAUACAUUAAAACUAAUUAUAAUAUUACUGCUGCAAACUUUGAUAGUUUAUUUAAUUCAGCUUUAAGAAGAGGUGUUGAAAAAGAAAUCUUUAUCCAACCAAAAGGUCCAUCAGGUCCAAUUAAAUUAAACAAAGAAGCUGCUGUUGCUGCUAAGAAAGCUGCUGCUAAACCAGCUGCUAAAAAAGCUACCACUACUGCUGCUCCAAAAAAAGCUGCUCCAAAGAAAGCUGCUACUACUACUGCUGCCCCAAAGAAAGCUACUAAAGCUACAGCUAGUAAAGUUACUAAAAAAGCUGCUCCAGCUAAAAAACCAACCCCAGCUAAAAAAGCUGCUGCACCAAAAAAGAAAGCUGCUGCUACUACAACUAAAAAAGCUGCUCCAGCUAAAAAAUCUGCUGGUAGACCAAAGAAAUAG
Hansenula ciferrii is the source of this 561-nucleotide messenger RNA. RefSeq names its product histone H1 (gene HHO1). Gene Ontology annotation, molecular function: structural constituent of chromatin; nucleosomal DNA binding; double-stranded DNA binding. Gene Ontology annotation, biological process: negative regulation of DNA recombination; nucleosome assembly; chromosome condensation. The coding region runs from base 1 to 561 and encodes 186 amino acids. The record is from RefSeq and is a predicted model, not a curated record. Lineage: Eukaryota; Fungi; Ascomycota; Saccharomycetes; Phaffomycetales; Wickerhamomycetaceae. Gene Ontology annotation, cellular component: nucleosome; nucleus. The transcript has 2 exons.